GCCGCCGCUGCCGCCGCCACCGCCGCCGCCGCCACCGCCGCCGCCGCCGCCGCCUCGGAGCCCGGGCCUGGGGGGCGGUGGGGCUGCGCAUGGAGCCCCCGCCCCCCGGAGCUGCCAAUACUGCCACUGCGCUACACACAGCCUCUCAGCUCUGAGCCGUCUGCCCUCCAGGUACCCCUGGGAUGGCGUGAGCACUCCACCAGCGAUGGACCCCUCUGUGACGCUGUGGCAGUUUCUGCUGCAGCUGCUGAGAGAGCAGGGAAACGGCCACAUCAUCUCGUGGACCUCACGGGAUGGCGGUGAGUUCAAGCUGGUGGAUGCUGAGGAGGUGGCCCGGCUGUGGGGGCUGCGUAAGAACAAGACCAACAUGAAUUACGACAAGCUCAGCCGGGCCCUGCGUUACUACUAUGACAAGAACAUCAUCCGCAAAGUGAGCGGCCAGAAGUUUGUCUACAAGUUUGUGUCCUACCCUGAAGUCGCAAGGUGCUCCACUGAGGACUGCCCGCCCCAGCCCGAGGUGUCUGUCACCUCUACUGUGGCAAAUGUGGCCCCCACUGCUGUACAUGCUGCCCCCGGGGACACAGCCUCUGGGAAACCAGGCACACCCAAGGGUGCAGGAAUGGCAGGCCCCGGGGGCUUGGCGCGCAGCAGCCGGAAUGAGUACAUGCGCUCGGGCCUCUACUCCACCUUCACCAUCCAGUCCUUGCAGCCACAGCCACAGCCGCCCCCUCAUCCUCGGCCUGCCUCCGUGCUCCCCAGCACCGCCCCUUCGGGAGCAGCAGUGCCCCCGUCUGGGAGCAGGAGCACCAGUCCCAGCCCCUUGGAGGCCUGCCUGGAGGCGGAGGAGGCUGGCCUCCCUCUGCAGGUCAUCCUGACCCCACCCGAGGCCCAGAAUCCUAAAUCAGAAGAGCUGAAUGUGGAGCCCGGGUCGGGCAGGCCACUGCCACCGGAAGUGAAAGUGGACGGGCCCAAGGAAGAGUUGGAAGCCGCAGUCGGUGGGGAGGCGGGGUUUGUGCAGGAAGCCGCUAAGGCCGGGCCGGAAGUCCCUCCUGCGGAGGGCGUGCCAGCCCGGCUGCCCGCGGUUGUCAUGGAGACUGCAGCGCCGGUGGGCGGCCUCCCGGCUUCCACUGCUUCCAGCACAGAGAUUGCCCAGCCUCAGAAGGGCCGGAAGCCCCGGGACCUGGAGCUUCCACUCAGCCCCAGCUUGCUGGGUGGGCCAGGACCCGAACGGACUCCAGGAUCGGGAACUGGCUCUGGGCUGCAGGCGCCGGGGCCAGCGCUGACCCCGUCCCUGCUACCUACGCACACAUUGACCCCGGUGCUGCUGACGCCCAGCUCGCUGCCCCCCAGCAUUCACUUCUGGAGCACCCUGAGUCCCAUUGCACCCCGUAGCCCAGCCAAGCUUUCCUUCCAGUUUCCGUCCAGUGGCAGCGCCCAGGUGCACAUCCCUUCCAUCAGCGUGGAUGGCCUCUCAACCCCCGUGGUGCUCUCCCCAGGGCCCCAGAAGCCAUGAUUACCACCACCACCACCACCCCCUUCUGGGGUCACUCCAUCCAUGGCCCUGAACUUCUCUCCAGCCAGCCGUCUCAAGGAGAAACAUAGUUCAGCUGACAGACUUGUGCUCUAGUUGUGGUGGGGUAGGGAUUCUUAG
Messenger RNA from Lontra canadensis (Northern American river otter), 1651 nucleotides. RefSeq names its product ETS transcription factor ELK1 (gene ELK1). The transcript is spliced from 6 exons. Gene Ontology annotation, biological process: regulation of transcription by RNA polymerase II; cell differentiation. Gene Ontology annotation, cellular component: nucleus. The record is from RefSeq and is a predicted model, not a curated record. NCBI's taxonomy places the organism in Eukaryota, Metazoa, Chordata, Mammalia, Carnivora, Mustelidae. Gene Ontology annotation, molecular function: DNA-binding transcription factor activity, RNA polymerase II-specific; sequence-specific DNA binding. Bases 206 to 1513 code for a protein of 435 amino acids.